Messenger RNA from Caenorhabditis sp. 36 PRJEB53466, 749 nucleotides. The record is from the annotation of a GenBank genome assembly. Lineage: Eukaryota; Metazoa; Nematoda; Chromadorea; Rhabditida; Rhabditidae.
AUGUCGUACCACCAACACGCUAUGCCUUCCGCAAUGGGCUUGGCCAACGUCAACUGGGAUCCGUCUUUCUACUACCCAAUCGAUUAUUCAAAUCAGCUCCGUAAGUUACAGUUUUGUCGGUUCAAUUCUCAUGAAAUUAUCUUUCAGAAAACCGCUUUGCUCAUUCGGAAAUGCCCUUCCCGAAUAUGCCUGUAAUUCCUGAGAACCAACAUCAAACGGGACCAAUUGCAAUCAUUCUGACCAAUCGAAAAAUUUGGCAGAAGUACUAUAAAGCGGUGAAUGAAAUGAUGGUGCUCACCACUGCACGUGAACGGGACUCAAGCCGAUACAAACCGGUUUUGAGAAUCUGGAAGAAGAGAAUCUGGAGAAUCUGGAACUUGGACUGCGUUCAUGCGUUCUCUUCAUCCCGUUCCGACGUUACCACGCCACCCGCCAAUGCAGCGCCGUCUCAGGCAACUGAGCAAGUUCUGAAUGCAUCGAGUGCGGACAUUUCUCGAUCGGAAGCCUACAGUCCAAACAACAGUUCUGGAUACGGAUCGGGAUACAACUCAAUGUGCGAUAAGUCGUCGAUGUUCGUUCCCGUGCAAGCACCGGUAUUUGGAGGAAACGCAUACAAUCCAUGGCAAAUGCCAUCCACGUCAUCAUUUGUUCCGCCUCCAUCUGUGACCUCCAGAUCAAUUCACUUCUCACUAUGGUCCUACCCCUUCAACCUCUUUCAAUGCUCCCGCUGGAUCCGGAUAUUACCAUGA